This is a messenger RNA of Colletotrichum destructivum, 2616 nucleotides long. RefSeq names its product Putative transmembrane protein. Lineage: Eukaryota; Fungi; Ascomycota; Sordariomycetes; Glomerellales; Glomerellaceae. The transcript is spliced from 5 exons. The record is from RefSeq and is a predicted model, not a curated record. The coding region runs from base 342 to 2150 and encodes 602 amino acids.
CCCACCCCCAGACCAUCCAUCCAUCACUUGUCUUGUCCGGCAACAACCACCGUGGGCUCCUUUUUUACCUUGUUCGCCAAGUAUCCGUGAAGUACUUGCUCUUAAUACUUUGCCUUUUCCCACAUCGCCGCCUUCGACAGCUGCUCUUCUCCAACCUUAUCGCCUUCCGACUGCUGCCACCUUCAGCAGCAAGGACCGCUUGAUUCGGACCGGGCGCUCUCUCUAUUGUCCUCGAUCCGAGGCCAACACGACCAACACGAUCAUCCAACCAACGACACCCCCGACUUGGUUCCCAUCAUCAAACUCCCCUCCCUGAUACUUCCGUUAUUCCUGCCGCCGCGAUGGCCUCCGCCGCGGCCUCGUCGUCGCGGUCAGGCCCGCCCGGCGUCUCUCGGCCUCCACAGACGACUUCAAGCCCCCGACCGUCCGGUGGCGGCCCCUCACGCGCGCCGCCCUCGUCGCGCAACAGCGUCACCGACCCCAUCCUCCGCAAUACCCUGCGAUACACAAUCUCCGCCAAAGAAUAUGCCACUCUGCACAAGUACGUGUUGUCGCGCUCGCGCCUGCUGAAGCGAGCCUCGCCGAGCGUCACUGCCGUCGAGCGCAUUGUCGAAGGCGACAAACCCACCGCGCCGAGGCAGGUGGCUAAUGCCAAUGCCCCAUCCGGGUCGGGUGCUGGCGCCGGUGCCGGUGCCGGUGCCGGUGUGAGGACCGUCGAUGACUACAAUGCGCGCGCCGUUCGCCACUCGUUGCGUGUCUUUCUCGGAACCGCCAUGGCUAUGAAGGGCUGGGCUCUCAUUUCGACAAAGUUCUUGGGCGGAAAGCCAGACCCCAAGGCCACGAAGCAGCCCCUCCACAAGUCGCCCACCCUGCGACUCUCCCUUUCCCUGUCAACUAUCCUCCUUCUCUACCGCAUCCUCUUCCGCUUCCUCAGCCGCUUGCGCGCGCACCUCCUCGAUCCCUCCGCAGCGCCUUUCCGCCAGAGGAACCCGCGCACCACCGCCACCCUGACGUCCCCUUACGCGCCCGCCAUCGGUGCCUCCAUGGCCGGCAUGUUUCUCGGCGUCUACCCUGCCCAGCAGCUGCGUGUGACCGUCGCCAUCUACACGCUUUUCAGGGCCCUCGAGUUUGGCUGGAAUCUGUGCGAAGAGGAGGGCAUGAUUUGGGGUUUCAAGAACGGUGGCAAGGUCAAGCGAGAGAGGCCUUGGUGGUGGGGCAGCUGGCUCAUCCAGCCGUUCGCCUUUGGACAGCUGUUGCAUGCUGUCGUCUUCGACAGGGACUGCUUCCCGGAGUCGUAUGGGACUUUCAUUUUCAAGCACUCCUCGGCCUAUAUCCACCCGAGACCAAAGGAUUAUCCGUCCCAUCUCAAGUGGCCCAAAUCCAUGGAGAUUGUCGAUAACCUUGCCCAGAUGGCAAAGUUGAACUGGCCGCCCUAUGUAUCACCGACCCUCUUCCCGAACAAGGAGACGCUCCCAUCAACGCUCGCCGCCGUUGCUCCUCUCACCUCAUCCGCCCACCCCAUCAUCACUUCGCUGUCGUGCGCAACUCUCCAUCCUUCGGACCCGUCUUGUCUUCGGACCUACCUCAACUUCUGGCUCGGGUCCUUCCCGGGCCUCACGCGUUUCUUCCUCAUCAUCUACUCGGUCAUGACGUUCGUCCCGCGUUUCCGGUCCUUAUACCAUUCGCCCGUCACGACGUUGCAGCGCGUACUCACCAAGUCGUUGAGCAUGAGCACCUUCCUGACCGGCGCCAUCUCCACCGCCUGGGCGAGCAUCUGCUUCUUCCAACGAUGGUUCCCCCGUACUUUCUUGUCGACCCAGAGGUUCUUCUUUGGCGGUUUCCUGGCCGGUCUCUGGGCGUGGGUCGAGCGGAAGAACGGUCGCGGCGUGUUCCUCUAUUCUGCGCGCGUGAGCGUCGACUCGCUGUGGAAGGUCGGCGUCAAGAGGAGAUGGUGGAAGGCCAUGAAAGGCGGCGAUGUGUGGGUAUUUGUCAUGGCACUCAUGCUCACCGGUGUUGUGUACGAGAGGGACGCGAGGGCUGUCAAGGAGGGCAGCUGGCGGAAGGGCAUCAGCUGGGUCCGGGGCGAGGGUUUCAAGGACUGGAGCAUCGACGAGGAUUUCGCUGAGGAGAACGCGGAAAAGAUCAACUAGAGUGCGGUGACGGAGAGCAUGCAAAAGAAGGAGAUAAAGCCGACGGGAGCUCCGGCGGGAGCAGCUUAGGCGGUGAGAUUUAUUCGCCUGCGCUUGAUGUCGCCGGACGAGAGCGGGCUGUGGAUGAUCAACGAGGGUGCCGAGGACAGCACCAGCCAAGUAAUCAAUGAGACGGUAAAGAAGAUGGCCGACUGCGCGAAAGACGGACAUUCGAUUGUACAAGACUUACGGCCUGUUGUAAAAUCCUGUCGUUAGGUCUGUAUUAUUGAAAUAUGUAGGACAGGUGGUGUUGUUGUUGGCCACUUGUGUUGUACGAACGGGAACAAGCCGAUGCUCAUUCAAUACUUUUCCAAGUCAGCGUUAUGCCCACCUUGGCCAUUUGAUCGCCUAUGCUGUCGUCCUGUAUUACAAAUUGAUCGUUGCCAACCCUUCUUGCUCACAUCGUCCUCGCCCAAGACAUGUGUCC